GCCAAUUUGACAGCGCGCCAUUUUUCAAUUUUGACAUUUGAUUUUUAUUUUUUUAGUUUUUAGUUUUUUUUUUCGGUGUUAAAAUGCAGAACGCGUUGCCGAUCGCCUGUUUUCUGUCUGUUAUACGCCCACCAGGUGUGCAGUUUGAGAAUGCCUUACUCCAGAUCACACCCGUCAACAAGGAUAAAUGCCCUUAUGUGAGAGAGAAGAAUGAUGUCGGCUUUCAACUUUAUACACGGCACAACCCGAACGAGCCACAGUUCCUGGGCAUCGACGACGACGAGAGCCUCUUCGCGUCCAACAUCGACUUCCAAGAUGAAACGGUUAUAUACUUCCACGCGUUCAUGGAGACACCGAUGGAUGGCAGCGCGUUGUUUGUUAGAGAAGCCCUAAUCCACCGUGGCGACACCAACGUAAUCAUGGUGGACGCCCAGCGUCUCGAAGCCGGUCCCUGGUACUUCACGGCGGCUGCCAACACAUGGUAUAUUGGCCGUAUUGGCGGACAGUUUAUUGACUAUUUGGUUUCGAGAGGUCUAAAACUGAAUCAAACUCAUCUAGUGGGCCACAGUCUCGGAGCACAUUGUGCCGGUGUAGCUGGACAUAGCUUAAAAUCAGGUCGCGUGUCACGCAUUACCGGUCUGGACCCAGCGAAGCCUCUGUUCGACAAGAUACCGCUCGACCAGAGACUCGACCCUAGCGAUGGCGAAUUCGUCGAUGUGAUACACACGGACGCGGGCAUUUUUGGUUACAAUCGUAACAUUGGUCACGUAGACUUUUACCCCAAUGGCGGAGUGAGUCCGCAGCCGGGCUGCGAGCUGGAGGUCGUCGUGCCGCAACAGGAGUUGUUAAAUAAAUGUGAAGGAAACGAAGAAUCUACACAUCCAACUCAGUCGCACACUCGAAACCCAAUACAUACAAACAUACAAUCCAACUUCAGAACCAUACAGGAGAUAACAAAACACAAAAACACGAAGACAUCAUCAAACAUCAAGAGAAUAUUCCAGAAACAAUAUCGAAAGAAACGAUCAAUACCAUUUUUUAACCAAUCAGAGAACGGAAAUUUCUUAUCAAAAUUAUUUGGACGUUCCAUAAAUCCAAUUCUAUCUACAAUGCGACAAAUAUCCACUAGUAACGAUAUAUUUAAUAAGAUUAGAGAAAAACACAGUUAUAUGGCAACACUGCCGGGUUACCAGUUGAAAAAAUUCAAUUUGGAAUUUGGUAAAACCCCCAACAUUUUUAUGAAACUUUUGGGUCUUGAAGGGGACAUUUUAAAGAUCGCCAGCGAGAAGUAAUGGCAAGAGGGACAUAUUUCUUAGUGACGCAUCGGCAAUCACCCUUCUCAAUAGAAUGAUAGAUUAGC
Molecule: messenger RNA, 1360 nt
Organism: Colias croceus (clouded yellow)
Lineage: Eukaryota; Metazoa; Arthropoda; Insecta; Lepidoptera; Pieridae
Product: inactive pancreatic lipase-related protein 1-like
Exons: 9
Coding region: 84-1292 (402 amino acids)
Biological process (GO): lipid metabolic process
Molecular function (GO): lipase activity
Source: RefSeq, a predicted model, not a curated record